Molecule: messenger RNA, 749 nt
Organism: Chaetomium strumarium
Lineage: Eukaryota; Fungi; Ascomycota; Sordariomycetes; Sordariales; Chaetomiaceae
Exons: 4
Coding region: 1-654 (217 amino acids)
Source: RefSeq, a predicted model, not a curated record
AUGCCGUCGCAGUUUCAGCCCAACAGCCUCUACCUAUCCCUCAACUACCUUGAAACUGACAACGGGAAGCACAAUUACCACUGGGGCCUCUACGUGACCGGCAGCACCCCGCCAGCGGGCACCCUGUACCAUGCGUCGAACGUCGAUCGGAGGACCAGAACCAUCGUUCCUUAUCGCUACGAGAAUCGCCCAGUCACGAAUGACCCGACCUCCUCGAAGUCAAUGGUGGUAUCCCUCCUGAUUUGCCCCUUGCCGCCCACCUUGGUCCAGUACAUGGACAUAAACAUCCGCCCCUUCGAACCCCUCGCCCUAAAGCCAAAGCCACGUCCUCCGCGUGGGGAGUCCGACUGGAACUGCCGGGUCUGGGCUAAGGAAAUUCUCAAUCUGCUUCAGGAAAAGGGGGUGGCCAUGCCCGCCGACACCAACACGAUCGAGCGUCAGGCCCUCCUCGCUGCCAAUACCAACCUGAGGACUCACCUUGGCAAUGCCAAGGUAAUCAACGAUUUGAGCUGGCUGCGGGCGCCCGCCCCCCGCCACGCGCCGCCGGCACCGGCAACGGCACCCGCACCCGCACCGACAAGGGCUCCGGCUCCGGCUCGCAGAGAAGGCGGCGGCCAAAAGACCACUGGCGACGCUAGCAAGCGCAGGCACUAGCCGGCGCCCUCAGGAGCGGCCGUUGUCAAGUAGACGCGUGUGUUGUGUCACAUACUAGUAGUUUCCGGCGAGCUGGUCUUGCCGGGAUGGACGGG